CCCUUUUAUAUCACGACGAGUGUCACGCCAUGGACACUUGUCCAUCUCUCUCGCUCUGACCCCUUUCAGGUAUCUUUUAUUUCUCAAAGAGGAAUUAUUGAUUUUCCAUUUCCAAAGAAAAAAAAUAAAUUCGAAGGUCAGGAAAAUUAACAAAAAACUUCCUUUUUUUUUUUGUUAGUUUGUGUGACUGAGCUGCUUCAUUUUUUUUCUUUCUUUUUUUUUUUGGUUUGAUGAAUCGAUUUUUGUUGUCUAUUACUGAUUGGUUUUCUUGUUCAGAUUCACUGAUUCGAAGAGAAUCAUGAUUUUUUUUUCCCGCUGAAUAAUAAGCAUAUGAUUGGGUGUUUUGGAGAUUUGUUUACUGAUUAAAAGGAGAUUCCUUUCCAUUUUCACCAUUUGCUCUGUUUGACUUCAUUGUGCUUAUAUUUCAUUUAGAUCUUUUGUUUGGGUUUAGCUUUGGAACUGAUAAAAAUCUGAUUUUGUCUCACGGCUUUGGAUUUGGUUCUUAAAUUUUGGUACUUUAAAACUGGAUAAAGAUCAGUGCUUUUUUAGAUUCUUCGUUUGUUGAUGAAUUUAUGGAUGUAUGUAUAAUUAAACCAUAAUCUCUCUGCUUGUUUGUUUUCUUAUAGGUAAAUAUCCAGAAGCUUGAUCCUCCUAGUUGUACGAAAGCUUGAGUAAUGGGGUCUAGAUUAAACUUCAAGAGCUUUGUUGAUGGUGUGAGUGAGCAGCAGCCAACGGUGGGGACUAGUCUUCCAUUGACUAGGCAGAACUCUGUGUUCUCGUUAACCUUUGAUGAGUUUCAGAACUCAUGGGGUGGUGGAAUUGGGAAAGAUUUUGGGUCUAUGAACAUGGAUGAGCUCUUGAAGAACAUUUGGACUGCAGAGGAAAGUCAUUCAAUGAUGGGAAACAAUACCAGUUACACCAACAUCAGCAAUGGUAAUAGUGGAAACACUGUUAUUAACGGCGGUGGUAACAACAUUGGUGGGUUAGCUGUUGGUGUGGGAGGAGAAAGUGGUGGUUUUUUCACUGGUGGGAGUUUGCAGAGACAAGGUUCACUUACCUUGCCUCGGACGAUUAGUCAGAAAAGGGUUGAUGAUGUCUGGAAGGAGCUGAUGAAGGAGGAUGACAUUGGAAAUGGUGUUGUUAAUGGUGGGACAAGCGGAAUUCCGCAGAGGCAACAAACGCUGGGAGAGAUGACUUUGGAGGAGUUUUUGGUCAGGGCUGGUGUGGUUAGGGAAGAACCUCAACCGGUGGAGAGUGUAACUAACUUCAAUGGCGGAUUCUAUGGAUUUGGCAGUAAUGGAGGUCUUGGGACAGCUAGUAAUGGGUUUGUUGCAAACCAACCUCAAGAUUUGUCAGGAAAUGGAGUAGCGGUGAGACAGGAUCUGCUGACUGCUCAAACUCAGCCACUACAGAUGCAGCAGCCACAGAUGGUGCAGCAGCCACAGAUGGUGCAGCAGCCGCAACAACUGAUACAGACGCAGGAGAGGCCUUUUCCCAAACAGACCACUAUAGCAUUUUCCAACACUGUUGAUGUGGUUAACCGUUCUCAACCUGCAACACAGUGCCAGGAAGUGAAGCCUUCAAUACUUGGAAUUCAUAACCAUCCUAUGAACAACAAUCUACUGCAAGCUGUCGAUUUUAAAACAGGAGUAACGGUUGCAGCAGUAUCUCCUGGAAGCCAGAUGUCACCUGAUCUGACUCCAAAGAGCGCCCUGGAUGCAUCUUUGUCCCCUGUUCCUUACAUGUUUGGGCGAGUGAGAAAAACAGGUGCAGUUCUGGAGAAAGUGAUUGAGAGAAGGCAAAAAAGGAUGAUAAAGAAUAGGGAAUCAGCUGCAAGAUCCCGCGCUCGCAAGCAAGCUUAUACGAUGGAACUGGAAGCAGAAAUUGCGCAACUCAAAGAAUUGAAUGAAGAGUUGCAGAAGAAACAAGUUGAAAUCAUGGAAAAGCAGAAAAAUCAGCUUCUGGAGCCUCUGCGCCAGCCAUGGGGAAUGGGAUGCAAAAGGCAAUGCUUGCGAAGGACAUUGACGGGUCCCUGGUAGAGCUUAUAAUGGCGUCUAAGGAACCCAACAAAGCGCCGAAGUUAUAGAACAACUCAGAAGAUAGAAAGCUAGCUUUGUACGUAGUUUAGGCAGGUUCUGUGGGUGAUUGUAAAUCUUGAAGUGUGGCGGAUUUGACAGAGAUAGAUAAACACAUAUCUGUUCUAUUUUCCUAAAUCUUUUGGUUUUAUCUUCCUGAUGUAAUGGAUCUUUAUCAUUUGUCUUGAACAUCUUUGUGACUUAACCAGAGUGAAUUUAUCUUGUAUCUUGUCUGCAAUUUUUUCUUUAGCUCAUUUGGGCCCAAGUCAACACCUUUA
Arabidopsis thaliana (thale cress) is the source of this 2353-nucleotide messenger RNA. RefSeq names its product abscisic acid responsive elements-binding factor 3 (gene ABF3). The transcript is spliced from 5 exons. Lineage: Eukaryota; Viridiplantae; Streptophyta; Magnoliopsida; Brassicales; Brassicaceae. The coding region runs from base 675 to 2039 and encodes 454 amino acids. Gene Ontology annotation, cellular component: nucleus. Gene Ontology annotation, biological process: regulation of DNA-templated transcription; response to water deprivation; cellular response to oxygen-containing compound. Gene Ontology annotation, molecular function: transcription cis-regulatory region binding; DNA-binding transcription factor activity. The record is from RefSeq and is marked reviewed.